UCAAAACAAUUUUUGUGAUUUGAAAUUUAGUUAAAGCAAAAUUGUAGUAAAAUGCAUAUUAAACCCAUUUACGGGUUAACCUUAAUUAUUAUUCUGAAUAUAAUCGUGGUGUGCCAUGGCAUUAAGACUGAAAAGGAGCUGGCUGACUAUUUCAAGUUCAUGACCGAAUCGAUGACAGCUAUGAUGCCAGUCGUGGACCAUAUGAUUGAGUCGGAGACGAACCCCGGUAUGAAGAGUGCCCUAAAAAAGGCCAAAAAACAUAUCGAGGAUCUCAUCAAAAAGAAGGCUGAGCUCCAGAAGCAGUGCAAAGAUCACAAGAAGUCGCUACAAGAGUGCUGCAAAAUGGCUGAAGAUAUGCGUACAGAAAUGCAGCAAGCAUUUGCCAACGAGAUUAAUAAUCAUAAACAUUGAUUAGGAUCAGGAUCAC
Molecule: messenger RNA, 427 nt
Organism: Oppiella nova
Lineage: Eukaryota; Metazoa; Arthropoda; Arachnida; Sarcoptiformes; Oppiidae
Source: the annotation of a GenBank genome assembly